AUGGUUCACAAUGUUGGUUUUGGUAGAGUUCGAAUAGUGGGGAUAGACGGAAAUGUGGGCAAUGGUGGUAGCAAAGGUGGUAGCGUUGGCUUUGGCAAUGUUGGCAAUGGAGGAAGUAAAGGUGGCAGCGUUGGCUUUGGCAAUGUUGGCAAUGGAGGCAACAAAGGUGGCAAUGUUGGCUUUGGCAACGUUGGCAAUGUUGGCAACAAAGGUGGUAGUGUUGGCAACUUUGACAAUGUUGGUAGCAAAGGUGGUAGCGUUGGCAACUUUUGCAAUGGAGAUAGCAAAGGUGGCAACGUUGGUUUCGGCAACGUUGGCAAUGGAGGGAACAAAGGUGGUAGCAUUGGCUUUGGCAACGUUGUCAAUGGAGGCAACAAAGGUGGUAGUGUUGGCUUUGGCAACGUUGUCAAUGAAGGUAAAGGUGGUAGUGUUGGGUUAGGCAAUGUAGGUAUGAUUGGCAAGCUUGGUACGCUGGGUUGA
Messenger RNA from Quercus robur (English oak), 480 nucleotides. RefSeq names its product trihydrophobin-like. The transcript has a single exon. Lineage: Eukaryota; Viridiplantae; Streptophyta; Magnoliopsida; Fagales; Fagaceae. The record is from RefSeq and is a predicted model, not a curated record. The coding region runs from base 1 to 480 and encodes 159 amino acids.